AUGGCGUCUCCGAAGCUUCCCGUUCAGGUAUUCAACCCUAAUGGAAGGUUCCGCGUGGUUUCCACGAAGCCUAUGCCCGGGACCAGCUGGAUUGACGCGCUAGUUGCCGCGGAUUGCCGGCUUGAGAUCUGCACGGCGAGCAAGACGAUUCUGUCGGUGGACGACAUCCUGCAGCUCAUCGGCGACAGAUGCGACGGCGUCAUUGGCCAGCUGACGGAGGACUGGGGCGAGCGGCUGUUUGCGGCGCUGGCGCGCGCGGGCGGGCGGGCGUACAGCAACAUGGCGGUGGGGUACAACAACGUCGACGUGGACGCCGCUACCAGGCACGGCAUCAGCGUCGGCAACACCCCCGGGGCUCACGCCACACCGCCUCCUUCUUACCCCCGUUCUCCCACCCGCUUCCCCCAUCUCCCCUUUCUCCCCCCCUCCCCCGCUUCCUCCCCCUGCCCUGCAGGUUCAUCGGCAACCUGCUCAAGGCGGAGGCAGACGGUGGGCAUCAUUGGCGCAGGGCGCAUUGGCAGCGCCUAUGCGCGCAUGAUGGUGGAGGGCUUUAAGAUGAACCUCAUCUACUACGACCUGUACCAGUCCAAGCGCCUGGAGGAGAGUGUUUCCGCCUAUUCCCGCUUCCUCCAAUCCCAGGGCGAGCCGCCAGUGACGUGGCGCAGAGCGUCCACUCCUGAGGAGGUGCUGCAGGUUGCUGACGUGGUGUCUCUACACCCUGUACUCGAUAAGACCACCUUCCACCUGCUGGAUGAGAGACGGCUCAACAUGAUGAAGAAGGACGCCAUACUGGUGAACUGCAGCAGGGGCCCGGUGGUGGACGAGGUGGCGCUGGUGAGGCACCUCAAGGCCAACCCCGCCUUCAGAGCCGCGCUUGACGUGUUCGAGGACGAGCCACUGAUGAAGCCGGGUCUCUCCACGCUGCCCAACGUGGUCGUGGUGCCGCACAUCGCCUCCGCCUCGCAGUGGACGCGAGCUGGCAUGGCUGCCCUCGCUGCUCUCAAUGUCGCCUCAAAGCUACAGGGCUACCCCGUGUGGCACAACCCCAAUGACGUGCUGCCCUUCCUCGACCCCACCCGCCCGCCACCCAAAGCAUGCCCCAGCAUUGUCAACGCCAAGCAGCUAGGCCUGCCCACAACCACUCCUUCCAAGCUGUGA
Molecule: messenger RNA, 1158 nt
Organism: Closterium sp. Yama58-4
Lineage: Eukaryota; Viridiplantae; Streptophyta; Zygnematophyceae; Desmidiales; Closteriaceae
Source: the annotation of a GenBank genome assembly